AUGCCGUCAUCAUCCGACUAUCUACAACCGCACGACCAGACCACAUCACCCCACGAGUCCCCUCGACUUUCACGGGAUGGACUGGGUAAACAACGAAGCCAUGGCCCGGGGAUCGCCUUGAGGAACCUGCGCGUCGGAGUUGGGAAUAAGAUGUGGAGACGAACCUCUAGGGCACCGGAGGGAUCGGAGGACACAGACGGUCUACUGGACAAUCGGGACGACGACGGACUUCGAAUAUCGCAUGCGAGCUCCCGCCAAUAUGCAGAUGACGAUGCACCGCUACUCAACGAACGCAGGUGGAGUUCGGCCCGCUCACCGGGAGACGACGAGCGUGGACCGCAGAGGAGUUCUCGAUUUCGGCUCCCAGGGAUCAAGGCUGCCAGUAUGCUAUUUGGUGCUUCUCGCCGGUCAGCGGCAAAUGAUAGGGAAAAAUCAGUGCCGAAGCCUCCGCGCGAUGUCCUCGUUGGUCAGGUCCAGAGGUCGAAAUACCCCCCGAAUGUUGUGUCCAACGCGAAGUAUACCCCUUGGAGCUUCCUGCCUCGCACCUUAUAUAACGAAUUUUCCUUCUUCUUCAACAUCUAUUUUCUUCUCGUCGCUCUUUCCCAGAUCAUUCCCGUUCUCCGGAUAGGUUACAUGUCGUCCUACAUUGCACCAUUGGCCUUUGUUGUCACCAUUUCUUUGGGAAAGGAAGCCUUGGAUGAUAUUGGUCGCCGGAGGAGAGAUGCCGAGGCUAAUUCGGAGACAUUUUCAAUCCUCGCGUUCGACAAACCACUUGGUGCAAGGGCGGUCCCUUCAACGGGGGGCGCUCACUCCAAUGUCGACAAUGUAUUGGAAAUUGCCAAAAAGUCUCGUGAUCUGAAAGUUGGUGAUGUCCUGAAAAUUCGUAAAAAUCAACGACUGCCUGCCGAUGUUGUAAUCCUGAAAAGCGUUUCCAAUGACUCCUCCCAUGCGCAGCAUUCAGACUCGAGUCCCAAGGCAUCUGGAGAUCUCAUUCAGUCAGACCAGGGAUCAUCAUCAUCACCUCCAAAGAAGACAAGUGCUGAUUUGACUGCUAAAGAGGGUGACGCGAAUGCCUCGCCUGGUAGUGAUACCUUCAUACGGACAGACCAACUGGACGGUGAGACGGAUUGGAAACUGCGCUUGCCCUCCGUUCUCUCUCAGAACCUUGCGCUUAGCGACUUGACCAGGCUUAAGGUCACCGCCAGCGCACCCGACAAGCAAGUCAACGAGUUCGUCGGCACUGUCGAACUGGGGCCUCCGUCAGGGUUCUAUGACCCCCAUGUUGACAAAACCGAUGGGGGAGGAAAUUACGAAAACGAACAUUCCUUAUCCAACUCGGCUCCUCUAACGAUAGACAACACUGCAUGGGCUAACACCGUUCUCGCAUCAAAUACAAUCACCUACGCCGUCAUCAUCUACACUGGCUCCCAGACCCGUGCCGCCCUGUCCACGUCCCCGUCCCGCUCAAAAGUAGGGUUGUUGGAAUAUGAAAUAAAUAAUCUGACCAAGAUCCUAUGCGUUCUCACUUUGACCUUAUCGAUCAUUCUGGUUGCCCUCCAAGGGUUCGAGCCGACGAACGAUAAGAAGUGGUACAUUGCCAUCAUGAUAUAUCUUAUUUUGUUCUCCACGAUCAUCCCUAUGAGCCUACGGGUAAACUUGGACAUGGCGAAAUCGGUGUACGGCCGCUUCAUCGAGCGAGACCGAGACAUUCCCGACACCGUGGUGAGAACCAGUACGAUCCCCGAGGACCUUGGUCGAAUCGAAUAUCUUCUUUCGGACAAGACGGGGACUCUGACUCAAAAUGAAAUGGAAUUGAAAAAGAUCCACGUAGGGACAGUCUCAUAUGCGAACGAUGCGAUGGAAGAGGUGGCAUCGUAUGUCAAGCAAAGUUUUGCUGGCCCAGCCUUGACUACUGCCUCGGCCGUCUUUGGAGCUCCAACGGGCGCUGGAACCACGCCCCGUACAAGGAGGGAGAUUGGCUCACGCGUCAGAGACAUUAUCCUAGCUCUUGCCCUCUGUCACAAUGUUACUCCGACAACAGACGAAGAAGAUGGGAUGCAGGUAACGAGCUACCAGGCUUCUUCACCGGAUGAAAUUGCCAUUGUGCGGUACACGGAGGAAGUGGGACUCAAGCUGUCCUACCGUGACCGACAAACCAUUGUCCUUGAAUCAACCCACACGGGACAUGUUGUGGUGCGUGUCCGCAUCUUAGACAUCUUCCCCUUUACCUCAGACAGCAAACGGAUGGGGAUCGUCGUACAGUUUGAAACGGCGGCCGGAAUACUCGAGUCGGCGCAGCAAGAUAGCGAAAUAUGGUUUUAUCAAAAAGGUGCAGAUGCUGUCAUGUCCACCAUCGUCGCGGCAAACGACUGGCUCGACGAAGAGACCGCCAACAUGGCCCGAGAGGGCUUGAGGACCCUAGUCAUUGGGAGGCGAAAGUUAUCUUCGCAGCAAUAUCAAGAGUUCAGUGGGAAGUAUAGACAUGCUUCGUUAGCUCUUCAAGGGCGAGACGCUGGGAUGGCCAAAGUGAUCAGCGAGUACCUGGAGCGGGACUUGGAACUUUUGGGAGUAACGGGAGUUGAAGAUCGCCUCCAAAGGGAUGUCAAGCCAUCGUUGGAGCUUCUUCGCAACGCAGGGGUCAAGAUCUGGAUGUUGACCGGAGACAAGGUAGAGACUGCACGGUGUGUGGCGAUUUCGGCCAAACUGGUUUCCCGAGGCCAGUAUAUCCACACCGUUGCCAAAGUCAGAGAUAAGUCUGCGGCGCGGGAAGCCUUGGAUUUCUUGCGCAGCAAGACUGACUGCUGUCUGCUCAUCGACGGCGAGUCAUUGGCGCUGAUGUUAAGCCAAUUUCGAACCUCCUUCAUUUCAGUCGCCGUUCUAUUGCCCGCUGUUGUCGCCUGCCGGUGCUCUCCCACUCAGAAGGCCGAGGUUGCAGAUCUGAUCCGCCAGCACACCAAGAAGCGAGUCUGUUGCAUCGGAGAUGGUGGGAACGACGUCUCCAUGAUUCAAGCCGCCGACGUGGGAAUCGGGAUCGUCGGCAAAGAAGGACGUCAAGCUUCCUUAGCGGCCGACUUCAGUAUCACGCAAUUCCAUCAUCUCACCAAGCUCCUCGUCUGGCACGGACGCAACUCGUACAAACGGUCGGCCAAAUUGGCGCAAUUUAUCAUGCACCGUGGUCUGAUUAUCAGUGCUUGCCAGACCAUGUACAGCAUCGCCAGCCAUUUUGACCCCAAGGGGCUCUUCAUCAACUGGCUCCUGGUCGGCUAUGCCACCGUCUACACCAACGCUCCCGUUUUCUCGCUCGUGUUGGACCGGGACGUGGAUGAACACCUAGCCAACCUAUACCCCGAGCUAUACAAGGAGCUGAAGACCGGACGCAGUCUAAGCUACCGCUCGUUCUUCACCUGGGUCCUCGUCUCCGUAUACCAAGGAGCCUUAAUCCAGGGUCUCUCCCAAAUUCUUCUAGACACUGUCUCUGGACCACGACUUAUCAGUGUAUCCUUUACUGCCCUCGUCAUCAACGAGCUUUUAAUGGUCGCCAUCGCCAUCACCACAUGGCACCCGGUCAUGAUCUUCUGUAUCGUGGGCACCGCCCUGGUCUACGCCGGCAGCGUCCCCUUCCUGGGAAACUACUUCGACCUCGAAUAUGUGAUAACUGUGGACUGGGUCUGGCGCGUGCUUGCCGUCUGUGCCGUGGCGGUGAUUCCAGUCUGGGCAGGGAAACUGAUCAAACGAUCCUGGAGUCCGCCCAGCUACCGGAAAGUGCGCGGCUGA
Aspergillus tanneri is the source of this 3774-nucleotide messenger RNA. It is a transcript of the gene NEO1, whose product is annotated as aminophospholipid-translocating P4-type ATPase NEO1. The record is from RefSeq and is a predicted model, not a curated record. Lineage: Eukaryota; Fungi; Ascomycota; Eurotiomycetes; Eurotiales; Aspergillaceae. Gene Ontology annotation, cellular component: endosome; plasma membrane; trans-Golgi network. Gene Ontology annotation, biological process: retrograde vesicle-mediated transport, Golgi to endoplasmic reticulum; phospholipid translocation; endocytosis. The coding region runs from base 1 to 3774 and encodes 1257 amino acids. The transcript is spliced from 3 exons. Gene Ontology annotation, molecular function: ATP hydrolysis activity; ATPase-coupled intramembrane lipid carrier activity; magnesium ion binding.